Molecule: messenger RNA, 1745 nt
Organism: Osmerus eperlanus (European smelt)
Lineage: Eukaryota; Metazoa; Chordata; Actinopteri; Osmeriformes; Osmeridae
Gene: adap2
Product: ArfGAP with dual PH domains 2
Exons: 11
Coding region: 153-1286 (377 amino acids)
Biological process (GO): heart development; positive regulation of GTPase activity
Cellular component (GO): plasma membrane; cytoplasm; intracellular membrane-bounded organelle
Molecular function (GO): phosphatidylinositol-3,4,5-trisphosphate binding; GTPase activator activity; phosphatidylinositol bisphosphate binding
Source: RefSeq, a predicted model, not a curated record
GGGUGUUAGGUUAAAAGAGAAAGACGCUAAGAGUUGAUUGGCAUACAGUCGUACACAAAUUCCAGUUAACUAACUGCAUCAAAUUAGAUCGUGGAGUGCAGUAUGCACCUAGGAUUUCCAAUACCACACGUAACAUCUUUCAUCGCAAGAUAAUGGAAAGAGGGGAUAUAAACAAAAAGAUUUUACAGGAAUUAGUGAAACUGCCGGACAACAAUCAUUGCGCAGACUGUGGCGCGCCUGAGCCAGAAUGGGCAUCGUGUAAACUGGGAGUGUUUGUGUGUCUAAAAUGCGCUGGUGUCCACCGGAACCUCUCCGGUCGCAUCAAAUCUAUAAUUCUCGAUUUUUGGGAAGAUGAUUUGGUUAAGUUUAUGAAAUCCAAUGGAAAUGCCACUGCUAAGGUUGAGUAUGAGAAAGCAGUCCCAGUGUACUACUACCGGCCCCAGAAGGAUGACUGUGCUGUAUUGAGGGAGCAGUGGAUUCGAGCUAAGUAUGAAAGGAUGGAGUUUGCCGGAGUGACAAAGUACCCACCUCUGGGAUAUACAACAGGUUUCUAUGAGGGAAUGCUGUUGAAGAAGGGGAAGGUGAACGGACAGUAUCUGAAGAGGAAGUUUAUUCUGUCACAGGCAGAAUUCACCCUGACUUACCAUAACAAGGAGGAUGAGUCCAAAAGACCUAAAGCAUGUAUCCACAUAAAAGAUCUAAACGUCACCUUCCAACCUGACAAGAUUGGUCAUGCUAAUGGACUACAAAUCAGCUUCCUGGUGGACACCCACACCAGAAACCUUUAUGUCUACCAUGAGAGUGGUGAGGAGAUUGUCACUUGGUUCAAUGCCAUUCGAGCUGCUCGCUUUGCCUACCUACAAACAGCCUAUCCCACAGGGAGUGACAAAGAAUUGGUUCCCAGGAUUACCAGAAACUACCUUAAAGAAGGAUACAUGGAGAAGACAGGCCCUAAGCAAUUGGAACAAUUCAAGAAGAGAUGGUUCCUCUUGGAUGCCCAGGAAAGAAAGCUCCUCUACUUUAAAGGCCAACUGGAUGCCACAGAGCAGAAGGCAGUGUUCAUCGGCCCAGAGAGCAGCGGCUAUUCUGUAAAGGAGAGUCAUCCAAAGGGGGCCAGAGGGAACAAAUGGAAGUAUGGCAUUGUUAUGGAAACCCCAGAACGUCAGUUUGCCUUCCUGUGUGAGCGGAAGGAGGAGCAGAAAGAGUGGGUGGAAGCCCUCAAGCUAGUCAUGGCGAAACCCAUGCAACCUCAGGACUACACCACUGAAGCCAACCUGAAAGGAUGACAGAGAGAUGUAGAAGAAAAUACUACUGCCACUGCUGAGCCACCUCAGACCAGUUAUCCUUAUCUAUCCCAUGGAACAACUGGAUUAUUUUACUUUUGGUUACAUGAUCAAAUGCUGGUGUUAGUAUCCACCAUUGAAUCACCACAACUUACAGCGGAGCUGAAACCAUAUGAAGCUCUGAGGAUUGUUGAACUGUUGAGACUGUUCUAUAGAUAAAGUAACUAGAACAGCAUGAUACAUACAUCACUGUGGUGGUAAAUAACAUACUGUGCACAUACUGUGCAGGACAUACAUUGCUAUACAAGAGCUUAAUUUUUCAUAUUUUAAUCAGACAAUUUCAGAAAUUUAAUAAAUAAAAUAAUGACUUAUGAAAAGCAGUUUGGCUGAUCACUGUAUCACUCAUUACCUAAUUUUAUAUACAAAAUGAAUUACAAAAAUAAAUAAUUUAUUCAAAAUGUA